Messenger RNA from Vicugna pacos (alpaca), 2277 nucleotides. The record is from RefSeq and is a predicted model, not a curated record. NCBI's taxonomy places the organism in Eukaryota, Metazoa, Chordata, Mammalia, Artiodactyla, Camelidae.
UUUUUUUUUUUGUAACAGAAUCCCAGAGUUUAUUCAGGUUAAUAAUGUGCCCAGCUUCCUUAGCAUAUAUAAAAGUAGCCAUAUGACUAAGUUCUGGCCAGCAACAUGGAAUUAGGAGUGUUGAGUGAUUGAUGCUUCUGGGAAAUUUCCUUAAUAUUUAAGGCAUAAAGAGAAAUGAACCAGCACAUCUUCUCUGUUCUGCUGGAACAUGAAUGUGGUUGCUAGAGCUCCAGCAGGCUUCUUGGAUUAUGAAGUAACCUUGGAAAUAGAAACCAUGAUUAGCAGAGCAGUAAGAUGGAAGAUUGGAUCAUGAACUGUGGUGUUGCCCUGGACUGCUGUGAAUAAAGAGGAAAGCCUAAAACAAAAAGAGCCAAGAGAUUCCUUGAGAAGAGAGAACCAAAACUCAGUGAAAAUAUUAAAAAUGCUAUGCUGAUUAAAGGAGGAAAUGCAAAUUCGACAGUGACACAAGUACUUAGAGAUGUGUAUGCACUGAAGAAACCAUAUGGCGUUCUAUAUAAAAAGAAAAAUAUUACAAGACCAUUUGAAGAUCAGACAUCAUUGGAAUUUUUUUCAAAGAAGUCAGAUUGUUCUUUAUUCAUGUUUGGCUCCCAUAAUAAGAAGCGACCAAAUAAUCUAGUAAUAGGUCGUAUGUAUGACUACCAUGUGCUGGAUAUGAUUGAAUUAGGUAUUGAGAAGUUUGUUUCUCUAAAAGACAUUAAGAAUAGUAAAUGUCCUGAGGGAACAAAACCUAUGUUAAUAUUUGCAGGUGAUGAUUUUGAUGUAACAGAAGACUACAAAAGGCUAAAAAGUCUUCUUAUUGAUUUCUUCAGAGGCCCUACAAUAUCAAACAUCCGCCUGGCUGGUUUAGACUAUGUUCUGCACUUCACUGCAUUGAAUGGGAAGAUUUAUUUUCGAAGCUAUAAGUUGCUGUUGAAGAAAUCUGGCUGCAGAACACCACGAAUUGAACUGGAAGAGAUGGGACCCUCACUGGAUCUGGUUCUGAGGAGGACACACCUAGCAUCAGAUGACCUUUAUAAGUUAUCUAUGAAAAUGCCCAAAGCCCUCAAGCCAAAGAAGAAGAAAAAUAUCUCUCAUGAUACUUUUGGUACAACUUAUGGAAGGAUUCAUAUGCAGAAGCAAGACCUAAGCAAGCUACAAACCAGGAAAAUGAAGGGGUUGAAGAAACGACCUGCAGAGAGGAUAGCAGAAGACCAGGAGAAGUCAAAGAGAGUUAAGAAGAAUUGAUGGAACUUAGCCAAUAACUACAGUUUAAUUGUAGUCUUUACUUAAGAGAAUUAUCAAGCAUCAGUUAUUUCUGAAUUUCUUAUAAAGUUUUGUUUUAUAUUUUUAUAACUUGGUAAUUUACCUAAACUACAUUAUGUAUGUUAUGAACAAUAACGCACUAGUAUUAGGUUGAAAGUUAUCUUCUUACUUGAAACUAUACCGUGGUGUGCCAUUUUCUCUCUAUGAUAUGAAUUUCCCUCUCAUCCCCCACCACACACAUACACAAAGUCCCCUACCUCAUUGGGUAGGUGAGUGAGGAAGGAUCUCCAGAACAACCAUUGGUAUUUUAGAGAAUUUUGGAUUAAGCUUUAGGUAAAGGGAAGAAGUCAUGGAAAGUUGAAAUGGUCCAAAGUAACUGUAUACACACUCAGUACCUGGAGCUACCUAGAAAGUUGAACCCAUAUCACAACAUGUACUCACAACCUGACUUUUAUUUUUUUCUUUCCUGUUACUUUGCCUGAAUUUCUACCAAUUAGAGAUUUGUUUUGAGAUUUUAAGCUUUUUGUCUUAAAACAUAGGUCUGAAAGAGAUGUCCAGUAUCUGAUCAUUGAUAUAUUACCUUCUACUGAAUAUUUUAAGAGACUUUGCUGCUAAGUGGAGCCCUGUCCCCUUUCUUUGAAAGAAAGGAAGUUUGACAGGGAUAAAAAUGAGGAAGGAAAGAUCAGGUAAGUUUUAAGACACAGAACACUUUAGGGCACUGAGCAGCUCUAGGCAGCUAGAGGUCACAUGAAGGCCCUGGGUGUUUGCAUACCAAGUAGGAGUAAGACAAAGCCAAACAGCUUGUUUUGAAAUUUUCUUGAAGACUGGCCCUGUGCCUAGGAUAACUGGGAAGAGCUUUCUACUUCCUCAUCCUAGUAUUGCACACUUGUUUUCCCUAAAUGUAGGAUUUAGUUUCCUUGAUUGAGUCCCUGACAAAGAAGCUUCUUUAUACAAGUGUAAGCCGAUUAUGUUGUAAAAGCACUAACAUACAUAAACCAUGUGUUAUAUGAUGUA